This is a messenger RNA of Podarcis lilfordi (Lilford's wall lizard), 4398 nucleotides long. The record is from the annotation of a GenBank genome assembly. Lineage: Eukaryota; Metazoa; Chordata; Lepidosauria; Squamata; Lacertidae.
AUGGGCAGGCUGUAAGUAGCAUCGCUUUCUCUUCAUUUCCGGGGGGUGGGGUGAGUCUGUUUCCCAGCCAAGUUGUCCUGGCCAAGUCCCCAAUCCAUGUAGGUUGGAUCCACUCUUGUCCUUGAGAUGGCUACAUGUCUGGCACUCAGAGACCAGGAGGGCAGUGAUUAUCACCCAAGCAGAAGGGUUGCUGUGUACGUGGUCUCAUGCUUCAGGGAUGAUGGCUGCCCCUAGCCAUGUCCCAAGUGCCUCCUCUGGUAGCCAUCUUCCUUCUGAGCAGAACAGCAUUGGAACGGUGUCAAUCUGAUGUUGGAUUGCUUUUAUAUGAAUAUUUGAAGGCUUUUCCGCUGCAAGAGUAGGCGAGUGCUACGACCAGAUAUCUUUUCUUCUUCUUCUUCUUCUUCUUCUUCUUCUUCUUCUUCUUCUUCUAUCACUCAUAGCCGAGUAAGAUUGACUUCCAUGAACAGUGAGUUUUAAUCGUGAGUCCAUAAGUGAUUGUGGAGGCCAGUUCUGGAUCCACACGUCCUUCCACAGUGCGGACAUAGUUUUCUGGGCAGGAGUUGAUCACAGUGAGGGUUUGCCAAGAGUGCUUUCCUCUUAGCUUGUUUCUUCCUUGCGUCCUGAGUUCAAGUGUCUUCAAAGCCCAUGACACCAUUGGUAAAGGCUGUUCUUCUAUUGGAGCCCUCGCAGGCCAGUGUUUCCCAGCCAUUGGACAUGACCAGUCCAACGAAGUUGAUGUUGAAGAAUCAUUGCUUCCACACUGGUGAUCUUUGCUUCUUCCAGUACACUGGCAUUAGUUUGCCUGUCUUCCUAAGUGAUGUGUAAAAAAUUUUCAGAGACACCAUUGAUGGAAUCUUUCAAGGAGUUGGAGAUGGCGUUUAUAAGUGGUCCAUGUUUCACAAGCGUACAGCUGGGUUGAUAGUGCAAGAGCCUAGACUGAAACUUAAAAGACUAGUUUCAAUGGACCAAGAAUGGUUUUCAUGGCUGGUUCUGACUUUCCCCUUUUCCCAGUGGGAAUUCCUAUUUGUAGAGCAGAGGCCAUGGCUGGUCGGCAGCUGCAGUGCCUGUGUGCUUUGUUCUGUUGUUGUUGUUGUUUAGUCGCUUAGUCGUGUCCGACUCUUCGUGACCCCAUGGAUCAGAGCACGCCAGGCCCUCCUGUCUUCCACUGCCUCCUGCAGUUUGGUCCAACUCAUGUUGGUAGCAUCGAGAACACUGUCCAACCACCUCGUCCUCUGUCAUCCCCUUCUCCUUGUGCCCUCAGUGCUUUGUUGUAGAGGGUGCUGUUUUGUAGUGCUCACUGGUUGCUCUUGGACAGUUCUUUGGAUAGUCUGAGCGGAUUGGUUGAGCGCCUUGUGAGUGAAAGGCUCAGUCUUCAUUAGGGCAAAUGUUCUACCCUUAUUUAUGGGAGCCUUUGGGAUAGAAAAAGGAAAGGAUUGUGUCAGGAUGUGUUUUGUGGGGAAAUUUGCAGAAGUGAAGGUGUUGAUUUGGGGUACAGUUGGAGGGGGGUAUGGUGCCUGCUGGAGGGGGAAACCCCCGCCACCCUUUCCAAAAAAAUCCGGUAACCAUGUUAAGAAUGACCCAAAGCUCUCCCCUCUCCCUAUUCAUUUCAUUUGCUUCAUGAAAUUUAUACACUGCUUGACUGCAUGAAUGAGGGGACCAGGUUCUCUGGGUUCUGACAUGGCCGUAGCUCUUGAACCCAGAGCACUUGGGACCUCCUUUCUCUCCCUGCCAGCCCUUCAUGCUCUGGGCUGCCUCUUUCAGGCUCUGAUGAUGCCCCUUCAGGUCACUGAACUGCAGAGAGAUGGAAGGAAUUGGUCAUGAUGAGCCGGCAAGGAUCGAUUAGGCUCCACAUAUGUAUUUCUGUUCUGCCAGUUUGGCAGUGGUUCACUGUUUUCUCCAGACGCCCCUCCUCACACACAAACACCCCUCAAGAAUUGGGGCUGCCGGCAUCUGAGUCUCUCUCUCUGCUCAUCUCUUCUAGGAUCAGGUGCUUAAGGCGCCUGUUCAGGCGCUGCCACAGGGUGGCCCCCCAGCAAGACCCAGACCAGCCCAUGGCGCCAGGUGAGCCAGUGGCCCUUCUUUUUUGGACAGAGGAGGGCAGGAAUGGGCAUGGGGGCAACUAGUCCAAGGAUGCGAAAGAGGACUCACCUCUUCCCAUGUCCUUCUGUUUGCAGUUCUGCUGCGGUUCCGCAUCCCAGCCCCAGGGGUGAGUAUUGGAGAAAACAAGAGCAGGGACUGGAUCCCUCAGACCUGCCCCCCACUGCCCGGGCUCUCUGCUCCCCACUCUGCACUCUCAGAUGCGGAGAAGCCCUCCCCUCACGAGGAACUGACAGUCUGACUUUUGCAUUUCAGCUGCUGGAGGAUGAACAGAAAUACCUCCUGGGGGUCAUCCAGAGCUGCCAGGCAGCUGAGCUCAGGGGGCUCUGAUCCCUGAAGUACUCCAAGCAGGAGACGGCCCAAGCCAUUUUGGUGAGUGAUGGGGGGUGGGGGGGGGAAGGGGCUGUGCAUCUGCGGAGAGGAGGACCCUGCCAGCUUAGGGCAUGGGGUUGCCAUUCCCCUGCAAAGCCAAGCCUGGUGUUUGAGGUCGGAGCUGAUUUUCCUCCUCUGUUCUCUUCCAGGACAUCUUGUGGCCCUUGGAGCACUUCAGGGAUCGCCCCCUGACCCUGGCCCUUGCCUUGGAGGCCCUCCUCCAGCUCAGGGGAGUGGGGUCUUUGGCGUGGAUGGGGUUGUGGGUGGGGGGCAGAACUCUAGGGGGAAAGAGCAGGCGGGAGGGAGAAGGGGGCAAGGGAGACUCUAACCCUCUCCCUUUCAUCUCUGCAGUACGAGGAGGCCCAAAUUCAGCUGCGAUAUGAUCAGUGCCAUCCUGCACAGGACGUCGGAGGCCGUGCUGAAAGGGGCCGAUGAGGAGGAGAGAGAAGAAGUAUGUCCUUGGUUUUGACUUCGCUUCAUGGCUCUUUCUUCUUUUUCAUCACGCACUUGCAGAAUCGAACCCAGCAUUCAAACUCUCUUCUCUCUUUUCCCGCAGGAACUGAAGAGGCACUUCCGGCUCCUGCUGGGGAGUCUCCUUAUGGAAGCCCCCAACCCUGGCACCCUCCUCCACCUUCUCAGUGUAAGUGUCCCGAUGGCAUCAGGGGAGGUUUUAAGGUUGUCCUGUCCCCCCAUCCCUUACCCAAUGGACUGCCCCAUUUCUGGGGCACAGAGCCUGUUUGGCCCCCAAUUUGGUCCAAGACCAAAGCUGGCAAACCCUCAUGGUCCAGAAGUGCCAGGGACUCCGUGGUGGGGGCAGUGGGGGCUGCUUUGGCCCAGACUGGCCCCUGACUCUGAGACGCUCUUUCCUGCUGCAGGACUUCCGAGGAUACGCCCUGGGGGAAAGUGGGGAGGCUCAAGGCUCAUUUCCUUGCUGCUGGCCGUUGCCCGGUGUGGCGAUCACACAGGGCCCCUGGACGUUUCACGGUCUAUUGACCCUGUGCCACCACUGCGAUAGCUUUCUUUGCUGCCACCACCCCGCUUCUCACGGGGACACACGGAGUCCAGACAGUUGUUAACAUAAACAAAUAAUCAAGUUUAUUUUUAAAUGCAGGAACAAGCGUAUGGUUGCAGUUUAUUUGUCUCUUGUCAGUUUCCUAAUCUUAGUUCCUAGCAACUCCAAACUGAAUUAUUCCCCACUGUCUAUCUAACUCAACCUAACAAUUUCUCUCACUUUCUCACAAUACAACUCUACCAACCCACACCUAAUCCUCCCUCUUCCUUCUCCAACACCCAAGCCUCAACUCCCAACUGACAAACCUCAACUGACUUUCAAAACCUCCCACUCUAUCUUUUACUCCCCCCCUUGCAUUCUCACUGGCCAAUCACAUCACACCCAUUUUAACCCUUUCCUUGACCCAUCCUAGGAGGCAAACGCCACACCCGGAAAUACCCCAACCUCAGAGUAAGUCCCUUGCCUUCUUCUAGUCAUUUCUUUGGUUACUUCCAUCCCCCCAAGAUCACAUCCCCAAGUGAUCUUUAGCACAGAUGAUGUGGGGUGUGUCCCUGGGAGCCAGGAUGAGGCCAGAGGCUUUUCCUGCCCCCUUUCCUGCUGCUGCCCUUCCACCUCUGCCCAGGAGGCUGCAGGGCCCAGGGAGGUCCUCCGGAACAAGGGAUUGGGCCCAAGACAGAGGGAGACCCAUCCUUCCUGACUUGGCACUGCUUCUGUGCUCUCUUGCUCCCAUCUGACCCCGAUUUUUCUUUCGUCUGCAGACGACAGUAGUUCGGCUGGACCUGGCUUGCUUCCGCCUGAACCCGAAAGAAGGUAAGCCCCCACACCUUGGAGACAGUGACCUUUGACUAAAGGCCUGUGGGGAAAUCUCAUUUUCAUUUUCAUUCUCUUCUCAUUCUCAUUCUCUUCCAUCCAGAUGA